Messenger RNA from Camelina sativa (false flax), 1065 nucleotides. Lineage: Eukaryota; Viridiplantae; Streptophyta; Magnoliopsida; Brassicales; Brassicaceae. The record is from RefSeq and is a predicted model, not a curated record.
AUGGAGAACAACCCUCCUCCAGCCGCUGCUCAUAAUGGAAAUGAGCAGCCCAACCAAAACCAAGCUCCUAUCCAUCCUCCAAGACAACCUCGAGUCAUUGGAGCCUUUGAUCAGCCGAACAUUCAUGGGAACCGCCAAGGAAUCAGAGCACCCGCUGUUGAGAAAAACAACUACGAAAUCAAGUCUAGUCUUAUCAACAUGGUGCAAAGCUCAAAGUUCCAUUGUCUGCCUAUGGAAGACCCUAUUGAUCACUUGGAUCAGUUUGAUAUGAUGUGUGGGACAGUGAAAAUCAAUGGAAUCUCGGAAGAUGCAUUCAAACUCCGCCUCUUUCCGUUUUCUCUUGGAGAUAGAGCUAGGACAUGGGAGAAGAACCUACCAGUAGGAUCCUUUACUUCGUGGGAUAAAUGCAAGAGAGCCUUCCUCUCCAAGUUCUUCUCAACUACAAGAACAGCAAGGUUGAGAAAUGAGAUAUCAAGCUUUGCACAAAAGGGAAAUGAGAGUUUUUGUGAAGCAUGGGAGAGAUUCAAGGGCUAUACUAUGCAAUGUCCUCAUCAUGGUUUCUCCAAGGAGUCUCUUCUUAGCACAUUGUACAGAGGAGUGCUACCAGAGAUAAGAAUGUUGCUUGAGCCAGCAAGUAAUGGAAACUUCCUUGGUCAAGAUGUUGAUGUUGCUAUGACUUUGGUGGAGAAUCUUGCUCAAAGUGAUGGUAACUAUGUGGAGGAUUAUGAUAUAACACCACGAGAUCACCCUGAUAUGAAUGAGCAUCACCGCAAGGAGAUCAAAGCAUUGAAUGAGAAGAUGGAUAAGAUGAUUCUUGCCACUCAAAAGCCAGUCCAUUUUGUUACCGAAAGUGAUGUGUAUCAAGGAUAUCAAGAGGGAAUGGAAGCUUGUGUUGAGGGACAAGAAGAGGUCAACUAUGUGGGUGGACAAGGCUAUAACAAGUUCAAUCCUAAUUACCGCAACCACCCAAACCUCUCUUACCGCAGCACCAAUGUGGAGAACCCACAAGAUCAGUCUUAUUCACCCCAAAAACCACCUGGUUUCCCUUCCCAACCCAACUAUUAG